AUGCUGCCCUCACUUGCUCCUUCUGAGUUUCAAAAGCCAUGUGUGAAACGGAGAGCCUCCAAGAGAAAGGGACCCAAGGCCUCUCUCUGUCUGAAGCCCGCCCCUCUCAUCCACCCUGCGCCUGUGUUCUUCACUGUUCCUGCCACAACCGUGAAGGUUGUGAGCCUCGGCAGCGGCUGCAACAUGGUGCAGCCUGUCAGUGCAGCUGUGGCCCGAAGUCCUCAGACCAUCCCCAUCACCACCCUGCUGGUUAACCCCACUGCCUUCCCCUGUGCGUUGAACCAGCCCCUUGUGGCCUCCUCCAUCCCUCCCUUAAUUGUCUCUGGCACCUCUGUGAAUCUCUCUGUACCAUCCACCCCUGAAGAUAAAGCCCCAGUGAAUGUGGACACAGCUUGUCCUUUGGCUGAGGGGAAAAAUGCCUUUCAAGGCCUCGAACCCAAAUUAGAACCUCGGGAACCGUCUCCUGUCUGUGCUGCUGUCUUCCCCAAAGAGGAGCACAGCCCAGGGCCUCCAGCUACAGACCGAGCGUGCCAGGAGCAGCUGUCGGAGAGCAGUGCCUGUGGCUGGACCGUUGUGAAAGCAGAGGAGGGGAGGCCGGCCCCUGAACCACUGCCUCAGGGCUUCCGGGAACCUCUGCACACUCGCCCUGAGGACUUAGAGGAAACCGUUAAGACGGAACCUAAAGACCCUGGGCAGGACACCUGUGGUGGAUCCCUGGAGCAGGACAGCCAUGAUGAAAUCAAAGAAGAACACUCUGUGGAGUUGGACACUGGCUUCCCAAGUGAGGAGUCAAGCGGGCCUAGAGAGGGGAAGGAACAGGCAGGCCUACAACAGGAGGAGGUGUCAUCCAGCUAUUGCUGCUGUUGCUGCUAA
Molecule: messenger RNA, 873 nt
Organism: Rangifer tarandus platyrhynchus (Svalbard reindeer)
Lineage: Eukaryota; Metazoa; Chordata; Mammalia; Artiodactyla; Cervidae
Source: the annotation of a GenBank genome assembly